Messenger RNA from Crotalus tigris (Tiger rattlesnake), 2432 nucleotides. Its product is annotated as zinc finger protein 3-like. The transcript has 3 exons. Lineage: Eukaryota; Metazoa; Chordata; Lepidosauria; Squamata; Viperidae. Gene Ontology annotation, biological process: negative regulation of transcription by RNA polymerase II. The record is from RefSeq and is a predicted model, not a curated record. Bases 221 to 1240 code for a protein of 339 amino acids. Gene Ontology annotation, molecular function: DNA-binding transcription repressor activity, RNA polymerase II-specific.
ACCAGAGAGAGCGAGUCCUGUUGCUGUUUCUUCUUCUGCUUUCGUAGCAGCCGCUCGGAAUCGACCGAGCCCGAGCGUCAGCGAGCCUCUGGAUUGUACCAAAUCGGGAAGCGUGGAGUUUCGGCUUUAUUUAUUCUUCUUUUGAUAGGCGAGAUUCCCAAGUUGGCAGCUCGAGGAGUUAGAGUCGUCUAGAGGCCAGAGCCUUCUGCAGAAGUGACUGAUGUAUUUUGCUGAGAUACAAUGGGCCCUUCUGGACCCAUGCCAAAGACCUGUCUACAGGGACAUUGUGCAGGACAAUUUUGGGACUCUACUGUCGCUAGAUGGAGGAACCAUGAAUUCAAAUUCACAGCCAGGUGGGCCUGAGGAUGUGCAAAAGCAAGUCCAAGGGCGGUCUGAGGGCUCUGCUUAUGGGGGACAACCUCCAGCUGGGCAGCAGAGUGAAGAGACAGGGAAAGGAUGGGUCAAGCCACCUCUUUUUCCUCCAGUGACAAAAGACAACACCACUAUCCCACCCCAUGGAAUUCAUAUGGGGCCUGGCCCCAGUCUUUGCAUCCAGUGUGGAGAGAGUCUUGCCCAAACUCGGCAAACCCUUGCCCAAACUCGGCAAACCCUUGCCCAAACUCAGCAAACUCUUGCCCAAACUCAGCAAACCCUUGCUCAAACUCAGCAAACCCUUGCCCAGCCUAAGAGGUCUCCCCUCUCUGCUGAUAAGCAAUACCCCUGCUCUGAUUGUGGGAAAAGCUUCGGUGUCAGCUCCCAUCUCACAAUUCACCGGAGAACUCACACUGGUGAAAAGCCCUAUGAGUGCAAUGAUUGUGGAAAAAGUUUCAGCCAGAGCUCCACACUUGUCCUCCACCGGCGCAUCCAUACAGGAGAGAAGCCAUACAAGUGCACAGAUUGUGGGAAGAGCUUUUCCGUUAGUUCCCACUUGACCAAACACCAACGAAUCCACACGGGAGAGAAACCAUACGAAUGCCAGGUAUGUGGGAAAAGAUUCAGCCAGAGCUCCACCCUCAUUCUUCACCAGAGGAUCCAUACAGGGGAAAGGCCUUAUAAAUGUGAUGAAUGUGGUAAGACCUUCAGCGUCAAUUCACACCUCACCAUCCACCAGAGAAUCCACACAGGAGAGAAACCAUUCCGUUGCAUGGAAUGUGGGAAGAGUUUCCGACAAAGGUCUGGUCUUAGCACACAUCAGAAAACUCACAUGAUGCUUGUGAGACCUUAUAAAUGCCCAUCUUAGAAAGUUGAACUCACAAGCCUAUCUGCAAGUACCACCAAAAUUCUCUAUCUCACAUACACACAAACACACAGACAAAGAGUAAAAAAAAAUACAGAGAAGCAAAUUGGCAUAACAAUUUUAUACUGGGAAAGGCAGACUUCAGGAACUCAAUUUAGAUUUUUAUAAUUAUAAUUAGAAGAAGUCUUAUACAAAUGUGCAUAUGUUGCCUUAACUUGCUUUUUUUGUGAUAGACACACUGUUGGAUAGUGUGGAAUUUUGAUAUGACAUUUGAAAAGUGAGAAGUAAAGCUCUCAACUCAACUGAGUAAAGAUCCAGAACUUACAUGCUAGAACAGGGAUGACUCAGGCCUACUUGGAAGUUAGAUUCCUGGAUUAAAUCCGUGCUCUCUGAUAUGCCUCUACAAGUCCAGCUUCCCACUGCAGAGGGCUGGUCUAGUCCCUGACACAUUCUGCUCCAUGAAGAGACUGAUUGGAGAAAGAAUCUUACUGAAAAUUAUGGUAAACUUAGGAUAAACUGAGUUGCAAGGAUCUUGCCCCCAGCCCACAAUAAAGAUACAGAAUCAUGUAUCUUUAAAAAAGCAGUUCAGUUUCCACAAUAUUGAAUACUGAAUUUACCAAGUAGACCUAUCACAAUUUAUCAUUUUUGGGUUCAUACUACUCUUUCCAAUAUUAGUUAUUUGGAGAAUAUCUGAAACAUGAUUACAUAUCCUAAUACACCAAACACACAGUGCUGGUGGCAUGAUGGAAUCAUCCUCUUAUCAUUUAUUCUCCUUUCUUGGGCAAUGGCUAAGUAAUUCUUAAAGAUUCACAAAGCAUUUUAAAAGUGAAAGGACACAAGGGGGAAAUGUGAAUACCAGCAACUCAUAUCUUCACAUCAGUGCUCUGCCAUUUUGUAAACAAUUCCUUUAACCUAGUUGUUUCCCAUUUCUAUCAUUUUUAAAUGGUUGUUAGUGUAAGUGUUAGCUAUUUUCUCUGUUGUAUGACUGUGAGCCUCAUCUGGGCCUGUGGUGUUGAUUAAGAAGUGGGAUAGCAAUUUAAUCAGUCAUAAUUAAUAAUUUCUUUCUGAAACAAAGAUGAUCAGGGGAUUGGAGACUAAAACAUAAAAAGAAUGGUUGCUGGAACUGGGUAUGUCUGGUGUAAUGAAAAGAAGGACUAGGGGUGACAUGAUAGCAUUGUUCCAAUAUCUCAGGGGU